UUUACAUCCUUUAGUCUUCCCAUGUUCAAGAUUUGCUCUUCUCAUUCAUCUUAUCUCCGAUACUGAGAGCAAUGGGUACCAUUUUCGAGACUGUUUGUUCAGCUGUUGAACGUCUUCGACCAGUUUUUAAUUUCUUGGCGGCACAUGGAGCUUACAUUUGCAAGAUUGAGGAGAAUCUUGACGAUCUGAAGAAUUCUUUGGAGGAUCUUAAAGCAAAAAGAUAUGAUUUGUUACGCCAAGUUGAUGCUGAAGAACUCAGGGGUGGACUACGGUCAGCGAAGUGGAAAGGUGGCUUUCAAAAGUCGAAACCAUUGAAACCGACACCAAUCUGCUGGUUGAUGAUGCUUUCGCUCUACAGCGAAGGCUGUCAACAUAUGGUGGUGGCUGGGCAAGCUCCUCCUACCGUGGUAGUAGAAGAACCUGUUCAGCAAACAUUUGGCCUUGAUACAAUGCUUCAAAGGAUAUGGAGCCUUCUUAGGGAAUCUGAUAUUAGAAUGUUGGGUUUAUAUGGUAUGGGGGAGUGGGUAAAACUACACUCCUCAGUCUAAUUGAUAACAAGUUCGUUAAUUCAAAGGAUGAUUAUGAUGUGGUCAUUUGGGUUGAAGUUUCUAAAGAUGCAGAUAUUAGGAUGAUUCAAGAGGAUGUCGAGAAAAGAUUAGCCCUCUUUGGCGAGGAUUGGGUCAAUAAAUCACAAAGGGAGAAAGCCGGUGAUAUACGCAGGGUUCUAAAACAUGUGAAGCACUGAUUUGUGUUGUUAUUAGAUGACUUAUGGGAGGAAGUGAGUUUAACAGCAAUCGGAAUUCUAUUGCAGGGGAGAGAAUACAAAGUCGUGUUUACUACUCGUUUUAAGGAUGUUUGUGAAAGUAUGGGGGAAAAUAAGAACAUAAAAGUUGAAUGUUUAGCCGAGAAGCACACAUUGGAUUUGUUAAAACAUCAUUCCAGAAGAGACACAUUAAAUGGCCAAAUGCUUGAGCACGCAAAAGAUAUUGUGAAAAAGUGCCUUGGGUUCAAAUUAGACAAGCCGUGAAAGAAGUUUUAAAGACAAAACCCAAGAAACAAGAUCAUGGCUUUGGAUUGGAAGAAAAAUGAAAAAAAAAAAAAAAAAAAAA
Messenger RNA from Camelina sativa (false flax), 1109 nucleotides. Its product is annotated as putative disease resistance protein At5g47250. The record is from RefSeq and is a predicted model, not a curated record. NCBI's taxonomy places the organism in Eukaryota, Viridiplantae, Streptophyta, Magnoliopsida, Brassicales, Brassicaceae.